Tuber aestivum (summer truffle) is the source of this 2993-nucleotide messenger RNA. NCBI's taxonomy places the organism in Eukaryota, Fungi, Ascomycota, Pezizomycetes, Pezizales, Tuberaceae. The record is from the annotation of a GenBank genome assembly.
AACGAGUUGAGGUUUCCUCCCUAUCCACCCAUUUUCAUUUAUCGGUUCGCCCUAUCUCCCCUCCCUCCUUUCUGCCGACCUCAAUUCAUCUACGAUGAUGCGGCAGAGGUUAUCGUGGAGCCUGAAACCUGCGGGCCGCCUUCUCACAACCUCACCGGUGUUAUGGAGGGCUUUCACCUCCACUCCGCGAGUGUCCGCCACGGUGGAAAUCACUAUUGACGGAAAAAAGGUCGAAAUUGAGGCGGGAGCGGCUCUGAUUCAAGCUUGUGAGAAGGCGGGAGUUACCAUCCCUCGGUACUGCUAUCAUGUAACUCCCCCCUCGACGACUCUUUCGCGAAAAAAGUGGGGCAAAAUAUCCGAACAGCAGGCUGAUGGCUUCAACAGGAAAAGUUGAUGAUUGCUGGAAAUUGCCGUAUGUGUUUGGUUGAGCUUGAGAGAGCGCCCAAGCCGGUGGCGUCUUGCGCUUGGUUGGUUAAAUGAGAUCUUGGUUUGGAAGGGGGACUGCUGACCGUAUUACAGGCCUGUACAAUCUGGCAUGGUGGUCAAAACUAAUUCUCCAUUAGUGCACAAGGCUCGAGAGGGAGUAAUGGAAUUCUUACUUGCCAAUCACCCACUGGACUGCCCUAUCUGUGACCAAGGAGGCGAAUGUGACUUGCAAGAUCAGUCAAUGCGCUAUGGCGCCGAUAGAGGCCGUUUCCAUGAGAUUGGCGGAAAACGUGCUGUGGAAGAUAAAAAUAUUGGCCCCCUUGUCAAGACAUCUAUGAAUCGCUGCAUUCACUGUACCCGUUGUAUUCGGUUUGCCAAUGAUGUUGCCGGUGCCCCGGAACUCGGAUCUACUGGAAGAGGGAACGACAUGCAAAUCGGUACUUACUUGGAGAAGAAUCUCGACUCAGAACUCUCUGGAAACGUUAUUGAUCUUUGCCCUGUUGGAGCUUUGACUUCGAAGCCAUACGCUUUCCGUGCGAGACCUUGGGAGCUAAAGCCUGUUGAAUCAGUUGACGUUCUCGAUGCCUUGGGAUCGGCUAUCCGUGUGGAUGCUAGGGGGAUGGAAGUCAUGCGUGUUAUCCCUCGAUUAAAUGAUGACAUUAAUGAGGAAUGGAUUAACGAUAAAACCCGUUUUGCUUGUGAUGGACUCAAGACUCAGCGAUUGACUAUGCCUUUGGUAAGGAGAGACGACAAGUUCAUUCCGGCUACUUGGGAACAAGCACUUGGGGAAGUUGCAUCGGCCUUCCGGAAACUUCAGCCCAAAGGGGAUGAGGUAAAAGCUAUUGCCGGCCACCUAGCUGAGGUAGAGUCUUUGGUGGCACUCAAAGAUGUGGUCAAUAGACUUGGGUCAGAGAAUCUCGCUCUUGACCAACCGCUUGGAAACCAACCCCCGGCACACGGUAUCGAUAUUCGCACCAACUAUCUAUUUAACUCUAAGAUCUACGGUGUAGAGGAGGCAGAUGCCAUCCUCCUUGUGGGAACUAAUCCCAGACACGAGGCUGCAGUUUUGAAUGCUAGAAUCAGGAAACAAUGGCUCCGAUCUGACCUUGAAGUUGGGCUUGUUGGCGAGAACUUUGACAGCACAUUUAAGAUCAACCAUCUCGGCCAGAACGUCGCUUCCCUGAAGAAUGCUCUUGCCGGCGAAUUCGGCCAGAAGUUGCUAAAUGCCAAGAAGCCUAUGGUCAUCGUCGGCAGCGGGGUCACAGAGCACACAGACGGAAAAGCCUUCUACAAGAUCAUUGGCCAAUUCGUAGACAAGAACGCCGACAAGAUCAUUACCCCAGAAUGGAAUGGAUACAACAUUCUCCAACGCGUAUGACCCCUCACCCCUUCAGGCGCUGCCAUACAUAAUUCUGACCUAGUCUUAGGCCGCCUCCCGCGCCGGGGCCUACGACAUCGGUUUCGUUCCAUCCUCCCCCAAGACCUCCCAAACCACCCCCAAGAUAAUCUGGCUCCUGGGCGCCGAUGAGAUAUCCCCCAGCGAUAUCCCCAAGGGUGCCUUCGUGGUCUACCAAGGCCAUCACGGCGACGUCGGGGCCCAAUACGCAGAUGUGGUCCUCCCCGGCGCGGCAUACACCGAAAAGUCCGGAACAUACGUUAACACGGAAGGCCGCGUCCAGCUAACCAGAGCAGCAACCAGCCUCCCGGGAGUCGCUCGUGAGGACUGGAAAAUCAUCCGCGCAGCGAGUGAGUUCUUGGGCGUCACUUUGCCCUACGAUUCCUUGGCCGGGUUGAGAGCUCGCAUGGAGGAGAUCUCUCCGGCGCUGACGCACUACGGCAUUGUUGAGCCCUCGUCCCUCGCUGCGGUGGGCAAUAAAGUACAGAUAAUGGAUGCAAAUAAGGGAGCUAAAGCUAGUGAGGCGCCCCUGAGGAGGGUUAUUGAAAACUUCUACUUUACGGACGCUAUCUCUAGGAGGUUUGUUCCCACAUCUCAAUACUUGUUCCUAACGGAGCAGUGGCAGCAGCGUUGACUAAAGUGUAUAAAUAUAGCUCCCCGACAAUGUCUAGAUGCUCCGCCGCAAAGAUGGCCAAAAGUGGUAUCGAGGCAGAUCCUAGCCCUGGGGAGGCGGCGUAUGCCGCGAGCGGGUAGGUUCCUAGAUGCCAUUGUUAAAUUAAAUGAAUGCCAUCUUUGUCUUUUCCCCUCCCCCUUUUUUCCUUAUUACAUUUCUUUUCUCAUCAUACUUUUGCAAACUUUAUAUAGCUGGUGUGUUGUCAUAAGUUUCGUUGGGAAGGUGAAAUAAGGUGGGAGGGAAGAUCAUUUCUUGUAAUUAUAAACUUCGUUCACAUUGGACAUUUUAUAUCAUUUGCUAUAUAGAUACUGUUGUCAUACACUAUGCACCCCUUAAAGUUGGUGUAAUAUUGCGGAAGAACGGUAAUGGGGAUGGUAGUCUAUAGAUACCGGUGGAAUUAUCUGGUUGUUGGCUACAGUGUGGUGCUAAUGAUAUCAUACUGAGAAUACUUCACCUUCACAUUUUUCCAAUUUCUCAAUUGCCAUAAACUGCUCGGAU